CCAAACCGAUCAUCCUCCUCGACCCCUCGGUACGCCCCCGAUCUCCUCCUCGACCCCUCGCGAUGCCCCUAAUCCGUCCGGCCUCGCUCUGCCCCCUCCAAUUCCCGAAUCCUUCGCCUCUCCACUUCUCCCGCCCCAAACCCUGGUUCGCAGUUGUCAAAGCGGCGGGAUCCGUCUCGGCCCGCCCAAGCAGGAGGGCCGCCCCCAAAAGCAGAGACGCCUCCGAGGCGGCGGGCUCCGUUUCCACCCGCCCGAGGAGGAGGUCCGCCCCCAAAAGCAGAGACGAUUCCGAGGCGGCGGAGCUCGUGCGGGUGGUGCUACGGAAAUCCGGCGAUGGGAAGGAGCCUCUGGUCGUCACGCUCAGCAAGUUCGUCAGGGUUGUCCGGACGGAGCACUGCUUCCUGCUCUUCGAGGAACUCGGGAAGCGAGACAACUGGCUCCAGUGCUUAGAGGUGUUCAGAUGGAUGCAAAAGCAACGGUGGUAUAUUGCUGAUAACGGCAUCUAUUCAAAGUUAAUAUCUGUGAUGGGUAAAAAAGGCCAGACAAGGAUGGCCAUGUGGCUCUUUUCUGAGAUGCGAAAUAGUGGGUGCAGGCCGGACACUUCUGUGUACAAUGCAUUGAUUACGGCACAUCUUCAUUCACGAGAUAAGUCUAAGGCCUUAGCGAAAGCCAUUGGGUACUUUGAGAAAAUGAAAGGAAUUGAGAGAUGUCGACCCAACAUUGUGACAUACAACAUUCUUCUAAGAGCAUUUGCUCAGGCUGGGGAUGUAAAACAGGUGGAGGCAUUGUUCAAAGAUCUUGAUGAAGGCAUCAUCUCUCCUGAUGUCUAUACUUACAAUGGUGUCAUGGAUGCAUAUGGAAAGAAUGGGAUGCUCAAAGAAAUGGAGGCUGUACUUCUGCGCAUGAAAAGCAACCAGUGCAAGCCAGAUUCUAUUACAUUCAAUCUUCUCAUCGAUGCAUAUGGACGGCGACAAGCAUUUGAUAAAAUGGAGCAAGUAUUUAAAAGCUUGUUGCGCUCAAAGGAGAAACCAACUCUUCCUACAUUCAAUUCAAUGAUAACAAACUAUGGAAAGGCUAGGCUUAAAGAGAAAGCAGAAUAUGUUUUGAAGAAGAUGGUUGAUUUAGGUUUCAAACCGAGUUAUAUCACGUAUGAGUGCCUUAUGACAACGUAUGGAUACUGUGAUUGUGUUUCAAAAGCUAGAGAGAUUUUUGAUGAGAUGAUAAGCACACAAAAGGAGAUACAAAUUUCGACUUUGAAUGCUAUGCUUGAAGCAUACUGCAUGAAUGGUUUGCCCUAUGAAGCCGAUCAGCUUUUGGAUUAUUCAAUUAAAAGGAAUUUGGUGCCAAAUGCUUCAACCUACAAAUUACUUUACAAGGCCUAUGCUAAAGCUAACAUGAAGGAGCUUAUUAAUAAUCUGCUAAAGCAUAUGGAUGAACAGGGUAUUGUUCCAAAUAAAAGGUUCUUUUUGGAGGCUUUAGAAACAUUUGGUUCUACUGAAGUGAGAACCAAAUCUAGUAGCACCCGAGAUACUACAAGAACUCCACAAAUUAAAGCGUAGUUGAAGCCUUUAGUCAUUGAGAUUUGGCUUAUGUGGUCCUUGUCGAUGUUUCUUGCAAGCUUAAGUUAAAUCACUGGUUGCAAGAGAAUCAGAUUAUCUGGUCUCACUUGGUUGGCAGUUGUUUAUGUGGAAAUCUUCUUUCGAAGCAUCCUGAUUCUUCUUCUUAGAAUUUAGUGAUUGAAACUUGUACUUUAAGCAUCAGGGUGAUCAAUGUGGCUUCUGGAGCUAUCUGGUCAAGAUCAGGAACUUUCUUCAGCUGCUAACUGUAGCUGGGUGUCCAAAUAGAAGUGCUACAAACUCUUCCAUGCUGCAAAUGUGUGCAAGGAAGGUUUUGUCUCAGGGAACAAAGUCCACUCCAGCAGAGGAAUUCUCAAAAUGAGUACAGUUGUUGUGACACUUGGGAAGAACCCUUCAGCCUGGCUUUCUUGUAGCCAAAAAUCUACUGCUUUUUGCUAUUUUGUGUAUUACCCAAAUGUUGAGUGGAAUAAGUUCAUAACUGUUCUCUUUCUCCUAUGUUAUGCUACACCAGCAACUCUUUUUUUCAGUCUCCAACAUUUCAAGUGCAGUUAAAAAGAUCAGGAGUUGAGUCUUAUUGUAAGUAUUAAACUCUUUUUAUUAGCUAUUAUGCACAUUUAAACAUUUGCAUUCU
This is a messenger RNA of Musa acuminata subsp. malaccensis (wild Malaysian banana), 2208 nucleotides long. RefSeq names its product pentatricopeptide repeat-containing protein PPR5 homolog, chloroplastic. The record is from RefSeq and is a predicted model, not a curated record. Lineage: Eukaryota; Viridiplantae; Streptophyta; Magnoliopsida; Zingiberales; Musaceae. Gene Ontology annotation, molecular function: protein binding; mRNA binding.